This is a messenger RNA of Spodoptera exigua (beet armyworm), 1173 nucleotides long. The record is from the annotation of a GenBank genome assembly. NCBI's taxonomy places the organism in Eukaryota, Metazoa, Arthropoda, Insecta, Lepidoptera, Noctuidae.
AUGAUAGAAUUUGUUCGAAUGCGGGCUAUGACUAUACAAGCGAAGAUUGUUGGUAAUGGAUAUGAAGAGGUAGAAUAUUACCCUCAGCAAGAUGACUUAAUAUCAACGGCAGUAGCUAAGACUCCGAGACCGGGUACUUCAUUUUUACGGGAUACAAAAACAUCCCGUAAUAUUGAAACAUCAUAUCAGAAAAAAGCGACAGCCACGGUACGAUCCCGUGCAGGAACCAGCACGGCUGGGGCGCGCAGCGUUCGUACAGCACUUAACACGGCAUCGCGGAUGUCCCGCGCAGCCACGGCGCUCGCCGGUGGGGCACCCUACACCCCAGGAGCACCAUUAUCUUUAAGAUUUCUUUCAAAAGAAGACAAACUGUUUAUUCCGGCUUCGAAAACACUUUUUGAAUAUGUGUUUUACUGUGAAGGUGAUGUUAGAAAGGCUAUGGAAGUGGCAUUUCAAGCACAGAAGUCUGAUGAGGCACUAACAGAUUGGUGGUGGAAUUUCUCACUUGCUCGAUGUUAUUAUGCACUCGGGAUGUACAGGAACACUGAAGAUUGUUUACGUCAAGCACUUAAACAAAACAAACACAUAUCCAUAUACCUCAGGCUUGUAGCAAUGUAUGUGGGAUUAAAUCAACCAAUAUCGGCAUUAGAUAUCUGUAAACAAGGGCUGUCAGUGUUUCAUGAGUAUACGCCAUUAUUAAUUGAGCAAGCAAGAAUCCACGAGCAGAUGGGUAACUCCGCACUGGCAGUGAAGGAGUAUCGAUUGGUAGCUUUAGAAGAUCCGUCUAACAUGGAGGCUAUAGCAAACAUAGCAAUGUAUAAUUUUUAUAAUGAUCAACCGGAAAUUGCUUUGAGAUAUUAUAGAAGAUUGUUAGCCACAAAUCCGGCGGGACCAGAAAUAUACAAUAAUUUAGGGCUCUGCUGUUUGUACUGCAAUCAAUGGGAUUUGACAAUACCAUGUUUUCGUCAGGCUCUCUACUUCUCAGCAGAUGCCGAUAUUCGUUCAAAUAUUUGGUUUAAUCUUGCUCAUGUGGCCCUGUCAACGGGUGACGUAACAUUAGCUUAUAGAUGCCUUCAAGUAAGCCUGGCAAUAGACUCAAAGAAUGAAGCUUCUCAACAUGCGUUGCAAGCCCUAGAUGCAAGACUACGUGCGAGGAGGAAGAAUGCCACCUAA